AUGGCUUCCCCUCUCGUGGCUGCUAAGAAGCAGCUCCGGUCCGUUAUGAGAGAAAAACUCACCAGCAUUUCGCAUGAAUCUGUCAAAAGCCAGAGCCGAGCUGUCCUCGAGACGCUUAAGGCGUUCAAACCAUAUGUAGAGGCACAAAAACUCAGCAUCUUUCUCUCAAUGCCUUCGGGUGAGAUUCAGACAGACGACAUCGUACGCCACGCUCUUUCAACGGGGAAGCAGGUCUACGUCCCGUAUCUGCACAAGUCUCCAUUCCCUCCCGGAGAGACACCGCCCCGGGUCAUGGACAUGGUCCGCUUGCGCGACCUUGGAGACUACGAGUCGUUGCAGCCGGAUAAAUGGGGAAUUCCUAGCAUUGACCCAGUUACUGUCGGUCAACGAGAUCGCGUUCUCGGCGAGCCUGGCUCUGAGUCACCAGAAACCUGCUUCUUAGACCUCAUGCUACUGCCGGGAGUUGCCUUUGACAUCGACGAACAGUCGGGUGCAAUACGGAGACUUGGUCAUGGGAAGGGGUUUUACGAUCUGUUUAUUCGACGGUACGCAACAAAGUACAACAAGUCAUUGGCAGCGACACACCCUGUAUUGCUCUAUGGCUUGGGUCUCUCGGAGCAAUUUCUCUCCCAACCUUCAGAUAGCGCAGUUCCUGUAGCCCAGCACGACCAACCCCUCGAUGGCCUAGUCUUAGGCAAUGGGGAGGUUAAGACACCCGCAGACAACUCCCGUAACCAUUAG
This is a messenger RNA of Colletotrichum truncatum, 741 nucleotides long. RefSeq names its product 5-formyltetrahydrofolate cyclo-ligase. Lineage: Eukaryota; Fungi; Ascomycota; Sordariomycetes; Glomerellales; Glomerellaceae. Gene Ontology annotation, cellular component: mitochondrion. Gene Ontology annotation, molecular function: 5-formyltetrahydrofolate cyclo-ligase activity. The record is from RefSeq and is a predicted model, not a curated record. Gene Ontology annotation, biological process: folic acid-containing compound biosynthetic process; tetrahydrofolate interconversion.